This is a messenger RNA of Chlamydomonas reinhardtii, 1486 nucleotides long. RefSeq lists its product as uncharacterized. The coding region runs from base 160 to 783 and encodes 207 amino acids. The record is from RefSeq and is a predicted model, not a curated record. The transcript is spliced from 2 exons. NCBI's taxonomy places the organism in Eukaryota, Viridiplantae, Chlorophyta, Chlorophyceae, Chlamydomonadales, Chlamydomonadaceae.
GGAGCACCACAUCGUCCAUCGUUGGCGCCCCUACAUCUUAUAACUAGUCCCUCCUCUACCAUCUAAGACUUAGUACUCACUACACGCGGCUUGGACCAUAAAGCUGCUUCUGUAAAGCACGACUUCUUCUUCCGGCCUAUAAGCAAGGAACCGCCAGCCAUGGAGACCGCCGCCAACCGCGUUGCGUCGCUGGUCCUCAAGAAGAAGGAUAGCCUGAAGGAGAUGUCGGCCCAGCUCGGCAGCCUGGCUGCGUCGUGGCACCGCCUGGGCGCUCUGCGUGAGCGCCGCAUGACCAUGGGCGGCGCUCCCGAGGGGCCCACCACCACCACCCCCGCCGCGCCCUCUCCGAUGGUCAUGUCGCCCGCCCCCGCUCCCACCGCCUCCAACACCACCACCGCCGCGGCCGCUCCCACGGCCGCGCCGGCGUUCAUGGAUGCCUUUGUGCAUGUGCAGCUCACACCCCGCAACAGCGUUAAGGCCGCCGCCGAGGGCACCGCGUCCCUGCUCAGCCCCCGCCCCAGCGCCGCCGGCGCCAUGCUGCUCAGCCCCGCCGCCAGCUUCAAGGACCCCUCGCCGCUAGGCCCCCGCGCGUCCUUCAAGGAGGCGACAUCGCUGCUGUCGCCCGCCGUCUCUUUCCGCGGCUCCAUUAGCGGCGUGGCGGCGGCGGAGCCGCCUGUGGGCUUGGGCCUGCGCGGCAGCGUGGGCAGCGUCAUGUCGCCCUUCGCUAUGGCUGCCAGCGGCAGCGGCAUGGCGUCGGCAUUCGGCGGCGCGGCGUUCGCUUAAGAGGAGAAUGAGAAAUGAAGAAGAGUAAGAGAACGGUGGGACGCCGCCGCGUGAGGAGACUCUCAAGCGCGGGGGCCAGUGCGAUCGUGUUCGGUGCGUUACAACCUGAUGAUGUGUGUGGGUUUCUGCAGGGGUGGUGAUUGGUGCAAUGAGCACUCGUCUAGCGGUUGUUGAUCCGCAGGAUUGUGGACGAUUGUUUGAGCAAGGGCUUCGGCCAGCUUUAUAUCCUUAAUUGCUUUAGCUUAAUGACUUUUGCUAGUGACCGCGGGAUGAACGCGUUAGAGCGCCUGUGAUUGCAGGUUGGCACACACGAUAGUCGUACCGGAUUCGUACAACCGUAGCUGCAUCUCUUGCUAGAGAGGGGGAAGGCUGAUUGGUGCUCCCCCAUGCCUAGCUCUUCGACAAGGCACGGCCUUGCGAUUGAUUGAUCCCGUUAGUCUGCCAUAGUAUGGCGUGUGAUUGGAGUCGCAAAAGCCGCAAUUGCAAUAGUAUGGCUUAAUAACUUAGCGCCGUACUGCACGGUGACGAUAUUAGCGACGCGGCACAGUCCCCCUGGUGACGGCGCGCUUAGAACGCCCUGGUGUAGGGACAUAGAUACACGACACACGCAUGGCUUUGAGAAGUUGCCUCAUGGCCAAGUUGGCUUGAGCCGUCUGUUGACUGCUAGAACCAGGGGAACCCCUGGCUGUAACACGCAACAUGU